Molecule: messenger RNA, 1858 nt
Organism: Phytophthora nicotianae INRA-310
Lineage: Eukaryota; Oomycota; Peronosporomycetes; Peronosporales; Peronosporaceae
Exons: 1
Coding region: 511-813 (100 amino acids)
Source: RefSeq, a predicted model, not a curated record
UGACCACCAAGCUCACAAGCGAGCAUGCCGUUGACGACGGCGUGAACAUUUGCAGGGAGGUCGCUCAGCAGACGCGGGCGGCCCUCAAAGAGCACAACAAUGACCUUCGUUCCGGUAGCAGCAAGUUCUUUGACGUACUCGAUCUGACCGAGUGGAAGAGCAAGAUCAUCGAUGUCACCCGUUUUCUCCUGGUAGUUGGGUUCACCAAUCACAGCAACCGUGUACUCAGCCUUGGAUGCGUACUCCUUGGCAGUCGCUAGACCCUCUUCGGUGUAGUCUCCCGUGACAUUCAAUCCGUUAAAGUAGACGAACGAGUCAUUACCAGCGACCAUCUCGAAACCCUGUUUCACAGAGGAACCGUGCUGGAAUUGCUCGUUACCGUCAACGCCCUUCACCUGCACCGACAGCCCACCGCACUGGAAGCCGAUAUUGUGAGCACUGUGGCCAGUGAGGAAGACUGACGCGUUCUUCGAAAGAGGCAGCACACUGUCAUUGUUUUGUAGUAGAACGAUGGACUCACGAGCGAGAUCCAACGCAGUAGCAACAUCGUCUUCGUUACCGACCAGCUCAAGCAAUUCCUCACCGGGCAUCGGGUUGUCGUACAGACCAAGCUUCACCUUGAGCUUGACAAUACGACGCACAGAUUCCUUCAGACGGGCGAGGAUUGCAGGGUCCUCCGCAAUCAACUUGUUCGUUCCGUUGGUGAAAGAUAGGUCUGUAGCCACCAUGCUCAUAUCGAUUGACGCGCGCUCCAGAGCGAACUUGGUAGCCUCGUCAGUGGAACGAGCUGUGCGGUGGAACUCGGUAAGGUGAUUGAUCUCAGCGAAGUCCGUCACCAUCAUACCGUCGAAGCCGACAUCGUCUCUCAACAGCUUCGUCAUAAGCUUCGUGUUCUCAACCACAGGCACUCCAUUGACGGAGAUGUAGUUCUCCAUACCCGAGAGCAGACCCGCGUCGAUACCAGCCUUAAACGGUAGAAAGUAGGAGUUCAUCAGGUCGAAGUCCGAGAUCGUGACGCCGUCCUUGUCGUGGCCUGUGGGGUUCCACGAGUAGCCGAUCCAGUGCUUCAUGCACGCAGCAGUCUGGUUGUUACUCUGCAUACCGCGGAUAAUAGCGGAUCCCAUGACCGAGGCCAGGUGAGGGUCUUCGCCGAACGUCUCGUACACACGAGGCCACAGCGGGUUGUGCAUGAGAUCGAGCACCGGACCGAAGACCCAAGGAACUCCGGCUGCAAGCGUAUCGCGAGCAUUGAUUCGACCUUCUUCGUACACAAGGUCGGCGUUGAACGAGGCAGCAGCGUUGAUCGGAUGGCUGAAAAACACCGUGUCCAGCAGCAAGGCGUUGCCGUGGACAGAAUCCGUGCCGUAGAUGAUGGGGUGACCACCGUUGUCCUCCAUGGAGAUCUCCUGGACGCGUCUCACGAAGGCACGCAUCUCGGCCGUGGUCCAGCCCCACUUUCCGUUGACCUCGCCGGAAUCCGACACGGGUAAGCCUAAGUACGAGCCGACACGGUGCUUGGUAAAGCCACGUAAAGUGUCUUCGUCCAGUUGGUACGUCGAGUUCAGCAAGCCGUAGGAAGCGAUCUGUGUCAUCUGACCCACGAGAUCUUCAGUGGUGAGGCUGGCCAUGAUCUCAUCGACCUUAGCGUCCCAUUCAUCGGCAUCAGCGAGACCGCCGUUGAAGACAGCAAGACUCAGCGCCGUGUAGCACACGGCAGAUAGCCAAGACUUGAGCAUCUUGGAAAGUUAGUUGGUUGCUUGAUCUUGAGUGGAAGAGGGCAAAUUGAAAAGUGAGCUCGACUACAAAGAAGCUUGCAUUAGUCAGAACUCUAAUGGAUGAGAUAAGCUUGACUCACCAC